AUGGUCACGGCCACGGCGGACUUGGACGCAGGGGCAGAGGACAUGGGCCCCGCGGUGGACGACACGACCGCCUUCCCUCCCGAGUACAUCACGGACGACGAGGUCGCGGCAGCCGUAGCAGAGGGCGAGAAGGCCAAGGAGCAGAAGGACAGCCCCGAUACCAUGGCGAGAGAGACGCCCGCUGCGGAUGACCCGCCCGAGGAGGCCCCCGAAGAUGCGCAUGGCCGGCGGCACAGAGGAGGUGGAUCAGGCGCGCCGCUCGACUUGGGCCCCUGGGCAGCCGCAUUUGCCGGCCACCCCUUCGCGCAGCGCAUGCGUGAGUUCCUCGAGAGGGCCAACAACAACAAUAAUAACAACGACGACGACGGCUCAUUUACGCCGCCGGUGGACCUCUUCGAGCAGCCCGACAGGUGGGUGCUGCACCUGGCGCUGCCCGGGGCCAAGAAGGAGGACGUGGGCGUCAACUGGGACGCGGACCGGUCGGUGCUCUCGGUCAGCGGCGUGGUUCACCGUCCCGGCGACGAGGACUUCAUCAGCGGCAUGGUGAGCGGCGAGAGGAGCGUCGGGCUCUUCUCGCGCGAGGUCGGCCUCCCACCUGCUGGUCAGGACAAGGGCGACAGCAAGGAGGAGGUCAAUGCCGAGGGCAUCGUUGCCAAGAUGGAGGACGGCGUGCUUGUGGUCACCGUGCCCAAGGUGGAGCGAGGGUGGACUGAGGUGCGCAAGGUUGAUAUUGCCUAG
Messenger RNA from Diaporthe batatas, 738 nucleotides. RefSeq lists its product as uncharacterized. The transcript is spliced from 3 exons. Gene Ontology annotation, biological process: response to heat; protein complex oligomerization; protein folding. Bases 1 to 738 code for a protein of 245 amino acids. The record is from RefSeq and is a predicted model, not a curated record. NCBI's taxonomy places the organism in Eukaryota, Fungi, Ascomycota, Sordariomycetes, Diaporthales, Diaporthaceae.